AUGAAUAAGGUAAAAAAUGUGGGUGCUAAUUUUUUUGGAAAGGAUCAGUCGCUUAAUGCGUUCCCGGCAUUAGGGAGAUUAUGUUUUGAUGACAUGCCAGAAUGGGAGGAAUGGGAUCCUUAUGAAGUUGAUGAAAAUGUAAGGAGUUUCCAACACCUCCAUGAGCUCAUCAUUUCAAAUUGCCUCAAGUUGUUAGGAAGUUUACCUAAUCGUCUUCCUUCCUUGACUAAGCUAGAGAUUAAAUUGUGUCAACAACUGAGAAGUCUACCUAGUUGUCUUCCUUUAUUGGAGAAACUUGUGAUUCAAAAAUGUGAGCAGUUGGUGGUUUCACUCUCAAGCCUUCCAAAGUUGUCUGACUUAAAAAUUGAUGGGUGCAAAGAGGUGGUGUCUACAAAUUGUACCAAUUCUGGCUCAUUCAUGGAAACAGUCUCUCUUUCAAACGUUUCAAAAUUCACUUCUCCAAUGGAGGGGAUGAUGUUAGGGUUGAUAAAAGUAGAACAUCUUUUUAUACGUGGAUAUGAGGAACUAAUUUCUUCAUGGCUGAACAACGAAGGACUCUCAACAUAUUUGAGGCCUCUUCGCUUUUUGGAAAUUCACAAUUGUUCAAGACUUGUUUCCAUAGGUGCAGAGGACGAAAAGGAAGAGCAUAUGCAAUUAGGAAUCCCUCGCCAUAUUGAACAUUUGACCAUACAAUAUUGUGAAAUGCUAGAAAGGCUAUCAGAAAGCAUAAAUAGCUGCAGAUCCCUGACGGUGCUACGAAUUGAAGGAUGCCCAAGAUUGAUUUCAAUUUCAAAUGGAAACUUGCCUCCAAAUGUAAGACGUUUAACUAUCACGCUGUAUGAGAAUUUUCUGUACUUGCUGGAUGGAGUAAAUAACAACAUCAACAGCACGCGUCUUCUAGAGCACUUGGUAAUUGGAGGUUGUAAGUCUCUGAUAUCUUUAUCCUCAAGGGGCGAGUUACCUAUUAGUCUUCAACAUGUUGACAUUUAUUCUUGUGAAAAGUUGACAUUCUUGUCAGCCAAUGGCAAGUUACCUAUGGGGCUUAAAUACCUCCGGAUUAAUUAUUGCCCAGCACUAGAGUCCAUACCUCAAGAUAUUGAAGAGAACUCUUCCCUUGAAUUGAUAACUAUCGACGGUUGCGAUAAUUUGAAUUCUUUGCCUCGUGGAUUAAACAAGCUCAUCCAUCUUGGGGAGAUUCCUAUUGGGCGUUGUUCAAGUUUGAUUUCAUUCCCAGGAAGUGUGUUAUUAACCACCAAACUCAGAAAGCUUCACCUUUCCGGGUGUGAAAAACUCCAGGCCUUACCCAACUGCAUCCACAACAUCGUCUCUAUGCGAGAAUUGUUCAUAUUUGAUUGUCCAAGUGUGAUAUCAUUUCCAAAAGAGGGGUUCCCUCUGUUGGGAAUAAUGACUCAAAUCCCAUAA
Messenger RNA from Durio zibethinus, 1422 nucleotides. NCBI's taxonomy places the organism in Eukaryota, Viridiplantae, Streptophyta, Magnoliopsida, Malvales, Malvaceae. The record is from RefSeq and is a predicted model, not a curated record.